GUCCAGCAUCGCCCCACCAGCAUCGAGUGGGAUGGCUGCGAUCCCCAGAAGCUUUACACGCUGGUUCUCACAGACCCGGAUGCUCCCAGCAGGAAGGACCCGAAGUUCAGGGAAUGGCAUCAUUUCCUGGUGACCAACAUGAAAGGCAACAAUGUGGGGAGUGGGACUGUGCUGUCAGAUUAUGUCGGCUCAGGACCUCCCAAAGGAACAGGGCUGCACCGCUACGUGUGUGGUGACAAACGAGGGAAGUUCAAGGUGGCUUCUUUCCGCAGCAAGUAUGAGCUGGGGGUGCCGGUGGCUGGCACUUGCUACCAGGCAGAGUGGGAUGACUACGUGCCGAAGCUCUAUGAGCAGCUGUCAGGGAAGUAG
This is a messenger RNA of Pterocles gutturalis (yellow-throated sandgrouse), 369 nucleotides long. RefSeq names its product phosphatidylethanolamine binding protein 1 (gene PEBP1). The annotation marks the transcript as partial. The transcript is spliced from 4 exons. NCBI's taxonomy places the organism in Eukaryota, Metazoa, Chordata, Aves, Pterocliformes, Pteroclidae. Gene Ontology annotation, biological process: negative regulation of MAPK cascade. The record is from RefSeq and is a predicted model, not a curated record.